This is a messenger RNA of Ceraceosorus bombacis, 1243 nucleotides long. Lineage: Eukaryota; Fungi; Basidiomycota; Exobasidiomycetes; Ceraceosorales; Ceraceosoraceae. The record is from the annotation of a GenBank genome assembly.
AUGGUAAGUGAGGUCCAUUCUUCUUUGGCGUUCGCGCUCUGCUCAUCGAACUUGCACCUCUCACUCCCACGCAUGCACACGCACUGUUCGCCAACAGUUUCGAAAGUAAGUGACGGCACAGAGGCUCGCUUUCCGGUCAGAGCAAAGCUGACAGGUGCUGCACACGCUCUGGCAGCUCAUACGAUUCCGACAACACCGUCUGUGAGUAGUGUCGGAGUGCGUGCGACGUCGCAUGUCCAGGAGGCUGACAAUCUUGUCGUACAGUCUCACCGCAGGGUCGUUUGCAUCAGGUAGAGUAUGCGCAGGAGGCGGUCAAGCAGGGAUCAGCAGUCGUCGGACUGAGGAGCAAGACUCAUGCUGUUCUCGUGGCUCUCAAGAGAGCGCCUUCGGAGCUGGCUAGCCAUCAGAAUAAGAUGCUCAGGGUGGACAAUCACGUCGGAAUCGCUUUUGCCGGUCUGACCAGUGAUGCAAGAGUUCUCAGGUGAGCUUGGGCAUGCCGAGCAACGAGACAUUGGGUUCAGGACUGAUGAGGAGGGACGUUUGGUCACGCUCGCAGCAACUACAUGAGGCAAUUGGCGCUAUCUUCUCGAUUGCUUUACAGUCGUCCCCUUCCAGUCUCCCGUCUUAUCUCUUCGCUGGCAGACCGUGCUCAACUGAACACUAUGCAAUACGGCAAGCGACCGUACGGUGUGGGAUUCUUGGUGGCAGGAGUGGACGGAAGUGGCGCACACCUGUACGAAUUUUCGCCCACAGGCAACUGCUUCGAGUACUACGCUAUGGCCUUGGGAGCAAGAUCUCAGAGUGCAAAGACCUACUUGGAGAGGAAGGUGGAUACCUUUGAGGAUUUGAGCAGGGAAGAGGUCAUCAUGGAGGGAUUGUAUGCAUUGCGAGACACGUUGCAACAAGGCAAAGAGGUGAGCCAGGCUGCGCCACGAGUGCUGAGACACGCAAGCUUGGAGCGACGCUGAGCGCAUCAUGCACACGACGCCCACAGCUGGAAUUGGAUGCAGUCUCUCUAUCUAUCGUUGGACCAGGAGCAGAUGCGGAUGCUUCGAAUCCAUCGGCUCGCACGGCCGAGAAGUUCAAGAUCAUCGAGGGAGAAGAUUUGAGACCAUUCUUGGAGAAGCUCUCACCUAGAGCUAAUCCUGCUGUCUCCACGACUACUGGCGCCACACCUGGGGAUGGCACUGGCGCACCCGGCGGUCAAGCUACGGAAGGAGAUGUGACGGCGAUGGAGGAGUAA